Pelagomonas calceolata is the source of this 927-nucleotide messenger RNA. NCBI's taxonomy places the organism in Eukaryota, Pelagophyceae, Pelagomonadales, Pelagomonadaceae. The record is from the annotation of a GenBank genome assembly.
CCUGAAGGCUGAACUGCAGAGUUGCACGUCGUGCAGAGCAUGCCCCUGAGAGGCAGCUGCAUAACUGAGCCAUUGCCUUCGAGCUGAGCGCCGUGGCUGCCCCUGACCUCUGCCUUGCUUGCUACACUGCGUGCGGCUGUCAUCGCUUCUGCCGUGCUAAACUACUCUACCCGGCAAUAUGGGCGCGCCGCGCCUCGUGUUGGUAGCCGCGGGCUCGGCCGACGCACUGCACUUCGACAACGCGGCGACGCUGCGUUCGGGAGGCACCGCACCACUGACGGCGAACGGCAAGAACGUCAGUCCCUUCUGGUCGCAGCCGCGGAAUGCCUGGGGCCACUGGGAUUACAUUGACCUCGGCGUGACCGACCGCGCGCAGCCGCUCCACGUCAAUCUCGAAGGGCCUUACGUCGUUUGGUACGGGCCGCACGGCGAAAUGGUCUUCGAUGUUGCGAUGUGGAAGCUCCACGAAGGCACGCACCUCGUCGCCGUCAAGGCGUGCGCCGGCAAUCCGGGAGGACCGACGCGCAUGUCCAAGGACGCGUGCGGACGAGAUUUUGUCCUACACGCAGACGGCACGAUCGGACCGCGCACCGCUCAGCAUUUGCGGCUCGGUGCGGCUGGUGGUGCAGGCGGGGGUGCGGGCCUGAGGACCGUGGCGGGUGUCGCUUACAGUCUUUCUGGUCUCGCUACCGGUGCGCCCACCGCAGCCCAUCUUGCGUACCAUGCGGCCCCUGUUGUGGCAGCGGAAGUUGCGACCGCCGCCGCGGGAGGGAACGCUGCGGCCGUCGCCGCGGUCUCGGCCGGCUGCAGCAUUCAGUGAUAUAUUGCGCAAUCGAAUCGCGCUCCGAGCCGGGACGUUCGGCCUUUCCUUCCCUAACUAUUCCAUGAUCAUUCAGUAAAUACACUAGGCCUUAGGAUCAUCACGAU